Messenger RNA from Aphanomyces invadans, 1210 nucleotides. RefSeq lists its product as hypothetical. The record is from RefSeq and is a predicted model, not a curated record. NCBI's taxonomy places the organism in Eukaryota, Oomycota, Saprolegniomycetes, Saprolegniales, Verrucalvaceae. The coding region runs from base 11 to 1135 and encodes 374 amino acids. The transcript is spliced from 5 exons.
GUUGGCGAGGAUGGGUUUGCCGACUACGUCACCGCACGCGAUGCUGCUGGAGGUGGCGCAAAUUGCGAGGGCUAUUCAGUGGUCUACAUCUGACUACGUAAACUUCCCGGCGCGGUUCACCGUCCCUGACGAGGCACCGUGGCCCGUGUCUCUUCAUGGACGCACAAUUCAGGUGGCGCGUGUCCGCAAGCAGUUCAAAGAUGGUGUACUGCCGGCUCUCGUCGUCGACGCUCUCAAUAAUCUCGGGUUUGUCUGGGAUGCCAAACAGCACAACUGGACCUUGCGCGUCUUGGCGCUGAAGACGUACAAGGCAUUGUUUCACAACCUCUUGGUGCCUUACGAAUAUGUCGUGCCACAUCAUACGUCUCCAUGGAGCCGAGACUUGUGGGGGUGCAAACUUGGUGUUGCCGUGACCAAUAUCCGCUCGCGCGUGCAUCAGCUAUCCGACGAGCGUAAAGCCGAGCUGGACGCACUUGGCUUUGUCUGGGACUCCCAUGAACUCACAUUUGACAUCAAAGUAAUGGCUUUGCAAACGUACAAGCAACUCCACGGCCAUGUCCACGUGCCGUUCGAGUUCCGAGUGCCAGAUAACCACGACGUAUGGCCUGCGCGAUGUUGGAAACUCAAGCUGGGGCGCGCUGUCCAUGAUCUGCGAUGCCGAGGGGACCAUUUGGCGCAGGAGCGACGCGACGUGCUGGAUUCACUGGGGUUUGUGUGGGACAGCCAUGAGCUUAACUGGGACAUGAAGCUCCAAGCGCUCAAGAUAUUCAAACAAGUUUUUGGCACUCUCGUGGUUCCUCAAGACUUUGUUGUGCCGUCCGCCGCGCCAUGGCCCGAACGAGCGUGGUCGAUGAAGCUAGGUCAAGCCGUCACGAACAUGAGGUUUCGCGCCGACUCGAUGUCAGCCGAACGGCACGCACAGCUAGAAGCAAUUGGGUUCAUAUGGGACUACCCUGAACUGCGUGUUGACGCAAGUGUGCUGUUGCAGAUCAAGGCCUCGACACCGAGCGAGUUUGACAAAGAAAACAGCAACGCUCUGCAUCGGUCAAAGGAAGACAUCCUUUGCAGUAACUACGAUGCACAUACGCCCAAGGAAGCAGCGCUGAGAGGCGUGUCAUGGCGCUCGUCGCCUUGACGAUCUUCGAUGUUUAUCCCACUUCUUGCCGGCCGUGCUGUUUCUGUUUCGUUAAUAAAUGAGAAUCAUUUUUCG